This is a messenger RNA of Suillus fuscotomentosus, 1402 nucleotides long. Its product is annotated as carbohydrate esterase family 4 protein. Gene Ontology annotation, molecular function: hydrolase activity, acting on carbon-nitrogen (but not peptide) bonds. Lineage: Eukaryota; Fungi; Basidiomycota; Agaricomycetes; Boletales; Suillaceae. The record is from RefSeq and is a predicted model, not a curated record. Gene Ontology annotation, biological process: carbohydrate metabolic process. The transcript is spliced from 14 exons. Bases 342 to 1259 code for a protein of 305 amino acids.
GACCAUGAUGUUUCUGGAUCUUGUGACGUUUCAUGCACCACAUCAUAACAAAGAUCGGAAGGUCCAACGAUGAUCUUCCUCCUAUCACUAUUUGGUCUGUGUUAUCUUCUAACAUGCCACUAGUACUCUAGAGUAGAGUGGAGGCGCCCGUCAUUGUAUCGAGGUCUGAAAAGGCUUAUCUUAAAACACCUGCGAGCCAGCCUUCCCCGGGCAAUAAUAGCCUGUCAAUGGGGUCAUGUGGUUUGUUACAUGUUCUUCGUAUAUAUAGCGCCGCAUUGCAGUUCUCACCCUGAACGACUCCCUGUCGAUACCAUCUGGACUUCAAGCGAUAACCUGCAUCUAUGACUAGAAAAAUUUUCGUUGGAUUCGGCGUAGAUGUUGAUGCUGUGGCUGGCCGGCUUGGGUCCUAUGGAGGAGAAGAUUCGCCAUUGGACAUCUCUCGGGGAAUGUACGCGGGAGAAGUCGGAGUGCCUCGCCUUCUAAAGCUGUUUGAUAAGUAUAAGAUCAAAACAACCUGGUUCAUUCCUGGUCAUAGCUUGGAGACAUUUCCGAAACAGAUGGAGGCAGUUCGAGAUGCCGGUCAUGAAAUAGGUCUUCAUGGAUACUCCCACGAGAAUCCUGUUACUAUGACUCUGGAACAACAGCGAGACAUUUUGGACCACACCUUCAACCUUCUUACGGAUUUCAAUCAUGGUGUUCCUCCGAAGGGCAGCGUCGCCCCUUGGUGGGAAACUAGUAAGGAGGGGACGGCGCUGUUACUGGAAAAGGGCAUUGAAUAUGACCACUCCAAUAUGUGCCACGAUUCGCAAAUGUAUUAUCUUCGUGACGAAGAUACAUGGACAAAUAUUGAUUAUCAGGCGAAAGCUCACACGUGGAUGAAGCCGCUGCAAAGGGGCAAAGAAACUGGAGUCGUUGAGAUUCCAGCUAACUGGUACCUUGACGAUCUUCCCCCCAUGAUGUUCAUCAAAUCAAGCUCAAACUCUCAUGGCUGGGUCAGCGCCCAAGCUGUCGAGCAGCUUUGGAAAGAUACAUUCACUUACCUGUAUAGAGAAGAGAAGGAUUUUGUAUUUCCCAUUAGCAUCCACCCGGACGUUAGCGGUCGUCCACACGUACUUCUGAUGCUGGAGAGUUUUAUUGAAUGGAUCAAUACUCACGAUGACGUCCAGUGGCUAACCUUCUAUGACAUGGCUCAAGAUUUCAGAGCUACACAUGACCCAGCACCAGGUGCCAUCAUGCCCAAAGGCUUCGAGAAGGCCUAAGCUUGUCUUUACAAUGCAGUGCGUUUUAUACAACAUAUUUGUGUUGAGACUUCUUCAGGCGCUGUUGAAUGUUUACCUAGUCAUUUGUAUAUCAGUAUGUCCUAUCAACUUGUGACUUAUACGUUUCGAAAGCCAUGGCAGAA